This is a messenger RNA of Symbiodinium sp. CCMP2592, 834 nucleotides long. The record is from the annotation of a GenBank genome assembly. Lineage: Eukaryota; Dinophyceae; Suessiales; Symbiodiniaceae.
AUGCAGCUGCAUUGGAACAUUCGGGACACCUUGCUUUACGCCGUGGGAAUUGGAUCGCACAAUCUGCGUUUUGUGUACGAGGGUCAUCCGGACUUCGCCGUCUUCCCAACUUUUCCCAUACGCUUUGGCACUCUCGGGGCGGCGAGCUUUGGGACAGCCCUUCCACACAGUCUGGGUCCGCUGACGAUCGAUGCAGAGCGUUUCUUGGAGAUGCACCGACCUCUUCCCACAGCCGGGAUGGCACGAAUCUGCUCUAGGGUCGUGGGCAUUCAUCCGCGCCCAAAGGGGAGCUCUUUCGUCGAGUACGAGACUUUGGUGUCGGAUAGCGCCGGUGUGCCGUAUUGUCGCUUGGUGACAGGCCAGUAUCGACGUGGCGUCAAUCAGUUGGGGGACAUCGAGCCAUUUGAAGGUUGUGGGACCACCUACAGCACGAAGCUUACUUUUCCUUCCACACCUCCUGAUCUUACCUGCGAGCAGUGGAUUCCAGAGAACCAGGCCCUGAUUUACCGUCUUUCUGGGGAUUUCAACCCCCUGCACAUCGACAUGGAUGCUGCAAGAAUAGGAGGAUUUGACCAACCCAUUCUUCACGGACUUUGCACCUUUGGACACUGUGCAAGUAUGCUUCUGGGUGCUUUAUGUGACGGAGAUCCGUCACGCUUCAAAAAGAUAAAGGUGCGAUUCUCAUCUCCAGUCUUCAUGAACAGCAAACUCCGAGUGCACGCUUGGCACGAUGGCCCGGGCCGGGUGCUUUUCCAGGCGGAGGUGGAUGGAAGGUUGGUGGUGGCCCAUGCAUACUUCGAGUUUGAGGAAGCACCCCGUGCUGCAAAGCUGUGA